This is a messenger RNA of Sinocyclocheilus grahami, 1034 nucleotides long. Its product is annotated as piggyBac transposable element-derived protein 4-like. Lineage: Eukaryota; Metazoa; Chordata; Actinopteri; Cypriniformes; Cyprinidae. The record is from RefSeq and is a predicted model, not a curated record. The coding region runs from base 41 to 748 and encodes 235 amino acids. The transcript is spliced from 2 exons.
CUCAGUGAAUAGAUUGUCGAAGAAUGCUCCACGCGGCACCAUGCGCUGGAUCAGGGAUGAUAAUCUUCUGUUUAUUGAGUGGAAAGACUCACAGGAAGUGCAGAUGUGCUCCACCUUCCAUAAAGCUUAUGAAGGUAAUACUGUGCAGAGAAAGGUGAAAGGUGAUGCACUUCGGACCCUUAAGGAGGUUCCCAUUCCAGCUGUGGUGCUGGACUACAACAGGAAUGUGGGGACAGUGGAUCCAUCCAGUUUCAUCACUGGACAUUACAGAGUUCUACAUAAACCAAACAAGUGGUAUCAGUGUGUUUUUUAUCACCUUUUGGACAUUGCCGUAGAGAAUGCGUUCAUUUUGCAUGAACUGGCGGCCAAGAGAAAAAAACAAAAAACUCUGACACGGAAGACAUUCUUUGAGACGCUUGUUUUAGAGCUUACAGAAAUGGAUGCUGAGAACAGGUUUGAAUCUGCAUCAGUUUCCUCGGCUCCCAUCUCGUCUUCUCCUUCCGCUCCUGUUUCAGCUCCUCCCUCAUCUCCCGAAUCAUCACUUCCUGAAGGAACCCACAGGCCCAAGCACUUCAAGCCGGACAGUGCUCUCGGUAGGCGCAAGUGCAAGCUCUGCCACCUGAAAACUCCAGUCAUGUGUGUGACUUGUGAAGUGCCAUUGUGCUUUCAACCCAAGCGUGACUGUUUUAAUCAGUGGCAUGAAUAUAAGGUUUUUAUUCAUGAUGGGUUCAAAUUUGAAUAUACGUAAAUAUGUUUGGUUUACCCUGCUUCAUUUCCUGACACUCAUUUGAAUAUUUAAGUAAAAGUUUUGUUCUAAAAUGGAAACAAGCAUGGGUAGUAUUUCUAAUAUCAUCUGCUUUUACAGUCAGUGCUGCUAACGCGUCUACUUUUGCCACAGAAUAUGUGGAACAAUCAAUGGAGGACAUGAAGGUCUUGUGGAAUUAUGUCAAUGUCAGUGCUGCACUACCUUUCAAACGUUUGGGGCUGAUCAUUUUUCACAGAGGCAGCAUUUAUUUGAUUAAAAAAUACUGUAA